Molecule: messenger RNA, 1295 nt
Organism: Acyrthosiphon pisum (pea aphid)
Lineage: Eukaryota; Metazoa; Arthropoda; Insecta; Hemiptera; Aphididae
Exons: 4
Coding region: 578-1162 (194 amino acids)
Source: RefSeq, a predicted model, not a curated record
UUUAAAUUUGGUCGAUACCAGUAUUUGAUGUGUUAAACAUAUUAUGUUAUGUUCAAAUUAAAAAAGUUUAACAUACUGAAAAUCUAUGGGCAUUGUUUAAUUUGUCACGGUAAACGCCUUGUAAGUUAUGAUUCUAAAAAUUAUUUUGAUAAACAAAAAAGUUUCGAAUAAAAACAUAUUAUCUAGUUACCUAUGUAAUUUUCACUUUAUUACUAUAAUUAUUGUGUCGUGUAAUGUAUCAACAAUGUAAUUAUUCAACUAGAUACAUAGGUUAUCAAUAUUGAUAAAAUAAUCAACAACCUCGGCUAGUUGAAAUUUAAAAGUGGACUGUAUUAUAAAACUCAAAUAUUCUAUCACAGCAUGUCUGAUAUUUUACUAAAUAAUAUCUUACAGAUCAAUAGGGAGGUGUAGCUUGAUAUAACCGUUAUGAAAAUGAAUAAUAAAUUACAUAAUUCAAUAAUAUUAUAAUCAUAAGAAGUAUGCCAUUAGUUGUCUAAUUAUUAUGUGUUUAUAAUUAUUUAUCAUUACAUUUUUACAGGGCACAUAUUAUAUUACAUCAGGGUAUGAUUUUACGAAAAUGGAGGAUAAUGACUUACCCAAAGUAAUGUUUUAUGGAAAAUAUAGAGUGGUGACUCGCUUUAAAAAUGUGGAAAAUAAAGAAGGAGAAUAUCGUUUGGUUAUUGAUAAAGUAUAUCCGUGUGGAUCAAGAACAAAUCAUACAAUUAGAUUAAAUAUCUUUUCCAGUAAAAAGACAUUGAAUAUAACUGAAAUAAAAGGGAAUAUAACGUUGUUGAAACCUUACGACGAUGAUCUUACACUUGAUCUGAACGUGUCGACUUGGGGUUCAACUGGAGGUUGGAUACCAAAUCAUUAUAUUCUCAUAAGAAAAAAGGCAUGCAGUAGUUUAAGAAAUCUUUAUGGAAAUGCAUGGUUUACAUUACUCAAUGCUUUUAACGUUUCAACUGAUAGAUGUCCAAUACCAUUGGGCACAUAUAUUACAUCAGGGUAUGAUUUGACGAAAUUCGAAGAUAUGAAUUUGCCCAAACUAAUUUUUUAUGGAAAAUAUAAACUAGUGGGUCGCAUUAAAAAUGUCGAAAAUAAAGAAGUUGGUUGCAUUGUUGCGGAAACAAAUUUAAUACGACCAUGGGAAACACCAAUUUAAUAAAAUUAUGACAAACUAAUAAUACUUGUUAUUGACUUGUUAUAUAUUAUAAUUUCUUUACUUUAUCAAAUAUUGUUAAGCUCUGUUUACAUCUGUGAUCACCUAUGGAAACUAAUAAAUAUAAUCAUCAGCU